Drosophila ananassae is the source of this 2423-nucleotide messenger RNA. Its product is annotated as glycerophosphocholine phosphodiesterase GPCPD1. Gene Ontology annotation, biological process: glycerophospholipid catabolic process. The record is from RefSeq and is a predicted model, not a curated record. The transcript has a single exon. Gene Ontology annotation, molecular function: starch binding; glycerophosphocholine phosphodiesterase activity. The coding region runs from base 152 to 2365 and encodes 737 amino acids. NCBI's taxonomy places the organism in Eukaryota, Metazoa, Arthropoda, Insecta, Diptera, Drosophilidae.
AUAGAUCAAAUCACACUUUCAUAGGGCUGUCAAGCAAUCACACAAGUCUGCUGAUUUCAUUUAUUUUUUAUCCAAAUUGCAAUUUUUUACUCAAGCCGCGUUUUGUGAGUUUUUAAGACUUUGACGAAAUUUCCGUUGCUAUUCAGAUACGAUGCAUCGCUGGUUUUUCGCCAACGAGCGGGAGGAGUGCGAGCCGAAGCUCGAGGAGAUUGUCGAGGAGGCCGGGGACGAUGAUCUGAAUAAGCGUCCUGUCGCGCCCUACGUACCCACCACCGAGUGGCCCUUCUGUGUGAGCUACCACCGGAAACUGGCCGGCAAUGAGUACAUUGCUAUUACGGGGAACUGUCACAAUUUGGGGGACUGGAAUCCAAAGGAGGUGUAUGUUAUGGCCAAGUCCGAGUGCUACGACUGCAUGUGCAUGUGCCAUCAGUAUGAGGCUAUGGUCUUGAUUCCACGUAACAUUGACAUCGAAUACCGCUACUGUGUGGUGGCCUAUGACCCGGAGUUGGACGAAGUCUACAUUCGGACGUGGGAGGCGCAGCUCCGUCCGCGUGUCAUCCGGACCUGCCAGAACAUGCUGAAGCAGUGCGACUGCUUUGGGCAUCCUAACGAAGAUGAGAGCGAUCGGGUGGACCGCGGUUGGGCCACAACCGAGACUAUUGUGCAUCUGCGAAUCUUCAACGCACCGUUUAUAUGGCAAGGACAACAACAGCGUCUGCUCUACGUCCGAGUCCAGCCCAUGUUCGAGGUUCCUGAGCCGGAUUGCGUUAACGACAAUGUCACGAAGACUAGCCAAGUCGCACCUCCGCGACUUUCCCGCUAUCUGGCCGAUACCGAUAUUAUAUCCAACGACCUUAAACUAAGACUGGCAUACGUCGAGACGGUUAACUUAAAGGAAACAAGGCCACUCAAUUACCAGCCCAAGUUUGGGGUUCGUUGUGGACCGGCCGACAUGCAGCUCUUUCACUGCGCCAUUGCUCUUCCGGCGGAGACCAGGUACCGCAUCGACUUGUACACUUAUGCCAACAAGGCCGGACUGGACGAGCCGGCCUAUCACUACGGAUACGGGUUCCUGAUGCCGGAGCAACUAGAGGGCUCGGAGGGCAAUGCCCGGGUGAAGAUCACGUGCGCCUCCACCCACCGCCCUCUGAUCGAGAUGAAUAUAAAAUAUCUGAUGAUUCGGCCGCUGGAGAACUUCAGCUGUGAUAUGAGCCUCUGCUAUGAGCGUUACUGGCGCAAGGGACGCAUGUCCAUGAACAUUGGUCACAGGGGCUCGGGGAACACCUACCGCAUAGGUCAGGAUAUUGUGAGGGAGAACACGCUGUUUGGGUUCAAGCAAGUGGCCGGGGCCAAUGCCGACAUGGUGGAGUUCGACGUUCAGCUCACUCAAGAUGCCCAGGUGGUGGUGUUCCAUGACUUUGUGCUGCGCUUCCUGCAGCAGCGUACUCCCACCGUCGAUGAACUGCUGUUCAAUCAGGAUCUAAUAGUAUUCGCAUAUGAAAAGCUCAACAGGCUUAUGCUACUGUCCAUGGGUGGCUCAAAACGCAAGGACCACAUUGCUGUACCUUUGGAGGCUUUUACCUACGAACAGUUGCGGGGAGCUAAGGUCCUGCGCUUCGCUGGCGGAAAAGGCUGUGAUCUGUCCUGCUCCCAGAUGUUGUUUGAGCAGCGACCUUUUCCCUUGCUGCUGGAACUCUUUGAGCAGGAGGACCUACUGCCCACUAAUUUGGGCUUUAAUAUCGAGAUCAAGUGGCCGCAGCUGGACACCUCAAGGCGCUGGGAAAAGGGCAGCUUUAAGCCCACCUUCGACAGGAACUUUUACGUGGACACCAUUCUGGAGAUUGUACUGAAAAAUGCAGGGAAGCGGCGCAUUAUCUUUUCCUCAUUCGAUGCAGAUAUUUGUACCAUGAUUCGCUACAAACAGAACCUUUAUCCUGUGGCCCUUCUCACCGAAAACCAUGACUCGGAGGUGCAGUAUGCGGACGAAAGAGUCCGGGACCUGGAGACGGCCGUGCAGCUCGCCAACGCCCUGGAGUUCUUUGGGCUGAGCCUGCAUGCCACCACAGUACUGAAGUGUCCAUCCACAGUGGCGUAUCUUCAUCAAUACCACUUACAUACCAUGGUGUGGGGCAAAGAAACCACGUGUCUGGAGAAUCGUCAUAGGCUAAAGCGGAUGGGAGUGGUGGGAAUCAUUUACGAUCGAUUGGAUCAGUUGGACCAGGCCGGCGAAGAGCUGGAGGACAUUGUCUGCACCAUCGACUCGGUGACAACGCGGCCGAUGAUCCAGGAGACAGAGUUGACCGAGUGGCGGCAUAAGUGCGGCUACAAGGGCAGCUCCACGACUGAAACGAACCCAUACGCAUAGGUUACUUAACCAAACCUCAUGCUCCUUUAGUUGGCUAAUAAAACCCCAAAGAUAUAGA